Messenger RNA from Coniophora puteana RWD-64-598 SS2, 1041 nucleotides. Its product is annotated as plant expansin. The transcript has 5 exons. The record is from RefSeq and is a predicted model, not a curated record. NCBI's taxonomy places the organism in Eukaryota, Fungi, Basidiomycota, Agaricomycetes, Boletales, Coniophoraceae. The coding region runs from base 304 to 762 and encodes 152 amino acids.
UCCCCGUUUGUUAUUUCGUUUCCAUGAGUCAUGCCACAAACGGCGUGUUCUCCGCAUGGCUUGGUGGUUUCCGGGAGCCGCUGGUGUAUAAAAGAGCGAGGAUAUUGCGCGUAGGGAGGUGUCUGCACUUGUCCAGAACACGCGCUUAGGCUUGACGCCCCAGACACUACACCACCGCGACAAGUCUUCCUGCUUAGACGCGCUCUGCUCUACCACUACUCCGUAUUCUUAUCCUUCAACGCAGCGCGACACCAGCGCGUGUAUACAGCCACCACACUAGACCUAGACCUAGAACGCGACAGAAUGUACGCCCCCAUCACCGCCACGUGGAUCCUCCCCCUUUUCCUCUCCCUCCUCGCCCUGCUCGGCACGGCCCUUGGAGCACCGGCGCCUCUUGUCCUUCCCAGCGAGGUCGACGUUAAAGCUAACGCGAAUGCGACCGCUACAGCGAAGAGCGAGCUGGAGAGCCGACAGUAUUAUUCGGAGCAGCGGCUUACUUAUUAUGAGCCUGGGCUGGGUGCUUGUGGGUGGGAGAGCACGGCUGACCAAUGGGUCGUGGCGCUGAGCGUGGAUAUGUACGGCUCGGGCGGCUACUGCGGACAGAGUGUUACGAUUAAUUAUAAUGGGAACCAGCAGACUGCGACUGUCGUUGACGAGUGCGAGGCGUGCCCGUACGGCGGGCUGGACCUCUCGCAGGGCCUGUUUGGGUCGCUCGCGGCGCUCGAAGUGGGCGUCAUAUACGGGAACUGGUGGUUCGACUAGACUAGAACGCGCCUGCAUACCGUCGCUCCAAACAUUAUGAGUGGGCUGGAACCGCCACCAUCAAUAUUAGAAGGCUAGAUGCACAGCGCCGGAAAGCUGGGGCUUUUAUUUUUUAUGUGUCUUUUGUGUGUGUUAUGGAUGUAUGUAGUUUCUACGCACGCAGUCUUUCUUUUGUGUCUUCCUGUCUUUCAUUACCUCUUUCUUUUUUUGGUUGUUGUAUUGUUCUUUGGGUGUGGCCUUGAAGGUCGCUGAACGGCGGCCGGUCGUAUUGUAUUGUGU